Messenger RNA from Brugia malayi, 228 nucleotides. RefSeq lists its product as uncharacterized. NCBI's taxonomy places the organism in Eukaryota, Metazoa, Nematoda, Chromadorea, Rhabditida, Onchocercidae. The transcript has a single exon. Bases 1 to 228 code for a protein of 75 amino acids. The record is from RefSeq and is a predicted model, not a curated record.
AUGUUGGGUAGGGUUAGGGUAGGGUUGGGUACAAUGACAGAUAUAUGCAAUGUUAGCAGAAGCACUAGCAGAACAGAGUGUGAAGAUGGGGAGAAGAUCGGUGCCAAUCCCAAAGGAUGGAAGGGAGACGAUUGUAUGGUUGUGGGGCGGUUGUGGAAAGGAGGCGGGGAGCGACAUGUGGCGCAGUGGAUGGGCUUGGAGGAUCGAUCUGUUGAGGGAUGGAUGUGA